Wyeomyia smithii (pitcher-plant mosquito) is the source of this 9536-nucleotide messenger RNA. RefSeq lists its product as uncharacterized. The record is from RefSeq and is a predicted model, not a curated record. Gene Ontology annotation, biological process: signal transduction. The transcript has 10 exons. NCBI's taxonomy places the organism in Eukaryota, Metazoa, Arthropoda, Insecta, Diptera, Culicidae. Gene Ontology annotation, molecular function: protein binding. The coding region runs from base 1770 to 5246 and encodes 1158 amino acids.
CAGCAGCCAGCUAGAUUCAGAGUGAACUGAGAGACAAAAUGGAAAGGAAGUAGUUUCGUGUUCAGUGCGUAUAGAUUAAGGAAAAUGAUCAGAAGCUUUUGAAGGCGAGGAAUGGUACCUUAGCCGGUUCCACUAACAGCAUACCGUCGACCGGUGAAAAAAAAUUACUGAAUAGGUUAAAAGGUGGAAAAUUUUUGCGUGUUUUAUUUUGUGGAGUGAAAAUAUCUAGUAAUUUUGUGAAGUUGCCGAAAUUUUGGAAGGCUGAUGGACACAGUGAACAAAAAAUUUAUAUUCGAACACUUUAUUCUGUUCAAAUACCUAUAAGAUUUUUUUUUGUGCAAAUUGAACUGUGUGCGACGACUUGGGUUGGUAGUGCGAACUAACCAUCCGUAUUUUAUCCAUAGGAGGCUCGCGAAUGGUGGAAUCAUUUGCGUGUUGCUAGUAGUGGUGGUGUUUGAAAUGCUUCACGACACAGCAAUUGCGAAUCAAUUUUUGCCCAGUUCAUAUGGCGUAAAGGAUAGUGUAUUGAAAUAAAGGGGCAAAGAAGUAGACCGGGCGGUCGGGAGGGACAGUACAAAUCGCCAUCGAAUGAAGGCAGGUUUUGGCUGGAGGUUGAGGAGCAACCGCUUGCCAUCACCGUCGUCGUCGCCGCCACUGCUGCUGCUUAAGCCGGACGAUUGUCUGCUACUACGGGCUGCUGAUUUUGAUUGGUUUACCCGGUUUAGCACUUCUAAAACAGUAGCUGUCCAAACAGCGCUCUGCGGAUUCAACUUUAGGCGACCAUCUCAACAGCUUGAGACCUAGGCUGAACCUAAUUGCAACUUUAAAAUUACACUAAAAUGUCCAGUGACAGCCAGAAGCAGCAAGUGUACAAUUUCAUCUUUGCAAAGGUGCCUUAGCAAAUAAUGACUAGUGGACGUACAGAAUGUUGAAUCGCGUUCCAAUUCACCGAGCGGGCAAUAAUAGAGUGAAAGAAGAGGACAGUUAGAUCGUGAUCGAUGUCAUUGAAAUGAUACGGCCAAAUCAAGCGCACCUACAUUAAAUGUACAGUUUACUUAGCAAAGCUACAAACAAAGUGCAAAAAUAUACUAAGAUUUAAUGGAAGAAGAGGAGCAGAAAAUAGCUCGCGACAGCCACAUUGCGAAAAGAGAAACGGCAUCAAUUGCCUUCAUCGCGGAUAUUCGUCUCAAUGAGAUAAACCCUUACAAAUACUUAGCUUCUUCCUUAAAAAAAAAUUGUGAUUACAAUAAUCGAUAGGCACACUUUUACAAAAGUCAAGUUUAGAAACGAAACGUACUCCCUGAAGCAGGGCCGCCACGCUACCGCACUUUAGAGCAGUAGCCAAGUCAAUCAAGUUGCAUACCUUAUUGGUACUCCAGCCGCCUACGCAAAGCUCAAUCAAGGGAUCAUUCACAGACGUGGUGUAGUUGCUAUUGACUACUCCAUAAACCGCACACUCGAUCAAUGCUUUGUCGAAAAAAAAAAUCAUUGAUACUUCUUCCAACCCUUACGAGAGUUGCUGCAUUGCAUACGAAUGAACCCCCUAGAGGCAGCUAAGCUAAUCAGUUGGACCGAACCGGCAGUGCGAACAGAGAUUAGUGAUUGUGUGUGCGAGUGCGAGUGUUAGUGCGGUACUCUUACCAACUCAAGCCCGAUUGCUAGAUUAGUGGUUUCGGUAGUGGACUAGUGUAGUAGCAACAGCAGCAGCAAAGGCACACUACGAACCAGCAGCGGUGCUGUCUGUCGCUUUUGAGCUUUGCCAUACAAUAAUGGACGAGGAGAAUACCGUGAUCUACCGAGCGACCGCCAAUUACACUUCUGCCAAUGUCGACGAGCUUAGCUACCAGAAGGAGGACAUCAUCGAGGUGUACAUCCCGAAAUCGUCGAACAGUGCCAUUUGGUACCACGCGAGCAAUACGCGCACCAAGCAGAAUGGUUACGUGCAGUUACAAAAUUUAGUACGAUGCGACGGCAGUAGUAUGCCAACUCCAUCCUCCAUUCAUUACCUGCCGAUCAACAGUCUAGCGGGAGGAGAUCCUCCCAGUGCUAGCAACACAAGUAACGUUAGCAGCAACAUCAACACCAAUAGCCCGAGCAGCAGCAACCCUAGUAGAAACAACAGCAGUAAUCCCUUCAGCGCUGGCCAUGAUGCGAGCUCCAGUGCGGAUAGAGACAACAGUAGUGUCACUAGUAGCGUUCCUGGCCAAACCGCCGUGACGACGGUCGUUGCCACGAUGGCCAACCUAACGCUCACCAAGUCCACCAAGGAUAGCAAUAGUCUGACACUGAAUCUAACACCUUCGGGCGGUUCCGGCGGCGAUCAGUACGUACUGGACGAUAUCUACGUGCAGUGCGUAAAUCCAAGCACAGGAGUCGGUUCGGUCAAUAAAACGGAUGAAUUUAGUAAUAAAAACAUUAACAAAUGUCACACGACCGUACCUGUUUAUUUUGUAACUCCUAUUAUCUGUUUACUUUGUCGUGACUACAUCUGGGGCCUCGGACUGCAAGGACGGCAGUGUAGACAAUGCUGGUCGUGUUUCCACAUCAAAUGUCUACCGUUAGCCAUUCACGAAAUGUGCCAAAGAAAUCCUGACGUUUAUCCGAAGAUGCCGACCACGUAUAGCACCGACAAGUCAAUUAACGAGUGGACGUCAGCGAAUGUAUUGGAAUGGAUGGCUGCUAACAACUUGUACACCUACGCUGACGUGUUCAAAGCGAAAGAUAUAAAAGGCUGUGAUUUAUCGAAUUUGGAUCGUGAUAAAUUAGGACAAAUGGGUAUUAAAAAUGAAUUCCAUCAGCAAACAAUCCUGGCGUCCAUUAAGGAUCUACUGGUGAGUGCGGAGAAGCCAAUCCAGAGUGGUGGCACGACGCGGACAACCAGCGGUGGCAGUGGCAUCGUCUUGGGACUUGCUUGUGAAGAAGGUGACACCGCACCGGACAAGCACUCACAUGAUUUGGUGGAUCAUUCGUUUUCGAAGCUGGUUAAAUGUGAUAAGUGUCAGCAGUACUUGCGCGGGCUGAUACAUCAGGGAUUGCUAUGUAAGCAGUGUAAUCUCAUUGUCCACAGACAGUGUUCGGCCACGGGACUUAAGCCGUGCGCAGCCGAUGCUGGAAGUCGGACAGCUGCGACUGUGCUGGCUGGUGGUCGAGCCCAGCAGGUCUUCGGUCUAGGUCUGUGUCAGCAGUUUAACGUGGGCGAACUGCCGGCUCCUCAGAUUGUCAUAAUACUCUGCAACGAACUUGAGCAGAAAGCGAUGUGCAACAUGAACCUAGAUCUGUACAAACUGUAUCGAACGACGCCGCCCAACUAUGAUGAGGUGAACAAAUUGCGCGAUUCGCUCAACGAGAAUCUGAUCAACACCGAUCUCAGUGGCUAUUCGCCCGAGUGCGUGGCCACGGUGCUGAAAAAAUUCCUUCGCGAGUUGCCUGAUCCGAUCAUUCCGGUCAUGUUCUACGAUAAGUUUGUUGAAGCCUCAAAAAUUACCAGCGACGCUGUGGUCGUCGAACAGCUCCGACAGCACAUCCAGGACCUGCCAAUUUAUCACAAUAUGACGCUCAAGUAUAUCAUGAUCCAUCUGAUACGAAUCUGUCGAAUGCAGUUCCAGCGGGGGCUUAAGGAGCAACCAACGAUACUGAUACAAGUAUGGUGCCAUAUUCUGAUGCGUCCUCCUUGGGAGAAAAUUGUUCAAAUCGUGUACAACACGGAAAACCACUUACGAAUAAUGGAGUUGCUGCUUUACAAGCUCGACUGGAAGGAAAAGUUGCCGGAAUUUCUCUCGGCACCGGCCGUUCCGCCGCGUAAGAUCUCCCGAAGUACAGCUGUGCUACAGCAGCAGCAGCAGCAGCAGCAGUCGUCGAAUACAUCGGUCGGUGGAUCCGGAAGUAUGGGUAGUCUGAAGAAGCCAGCAAUCACAUCGCCGGUACAGCCAGGGGUGGGGGUGGCGUACAAUAAUGUUGCCGGUAGUGUCAACGCAGGACCGAGCAGCACUUCCGCUAGUAAUGGUGCAUCCGUUGCACCCGCAGAUGGUCGUGGGUGGCCCCUAACACUGAGAGCGGUUGGCGAUGCUGACACACCGGCAGAUCUCCGAGAAGCGGAAUGGUAUUGGGGUAGGAUCACACGGGACGAAGCCAAGGAGAAGAUGACGGAUGCGCAGGACGGUUCGUUUUUGGUGCGGGACGCCACCAGCGGCGGCGGUGAAUACACGCUUACGCUGAGGAAAGACGGUACAGACCGUGUGAUCAAGAUCUACCACAAUAUGGGCAAGUACGGGUUCACGAAAGACUGCACUCACAAUAGUGUGGUUGAUCUGAUCAACUACUAUCGGAACGUUUCGCUGAAAGAUUAUAACACCAUCCUGGACAUCAAGUUGACGUAUCCGGUUUCACGGUACGAGGAUGAUAACUAUAUUGCUAGCGCAGGAGACGAUACACCCCGGUUGGCACAAAAAUUCAUCGACGCAGUGCAGCAAUAUAACGAGAAACAACUCGAGCGUACACGGCUAACGGAGGAAUACACGACGGCUAAGAAUAAGUCAGAUUUGAAAAAGCAAGCGCAGGAGGCUUUCGCUGAGGCAGAGAAAUUAUUCAACGAGCAGCUAGCAAUACAAGCUAAGUUCGAGAAAGAAGCGCAACCACACGAGAAACAAGGUCUAAGUACUAAUCAUCAGCUGAUAGUGGAGCGGAUGCAGGAACUGAACCAGUGCAAAUUACAGCUGCAGGCCGAUAUGGAAAAAGAGAAGACUCGAAUCUGGACGCUGGAGCGAGAGAUCAACAAGCUCAACCCAGAGCUUAUGACGCUGCUUCGAACAAGAGAUCGCUACAUGGGAGAAAUGAUCCGGCAGGGCGUCAGCGAUAGCCAGAUCAAACAAAUGCUAACCGAUGGUUACUUCUCGUACAAUCAAAGCAGCCAGGAAAUGCCCCACAAUGACGAGAGCACCUGGUUGAGGCCAACAUUCAACCGGCAGGACGCUGAACAGUGGCUGGUGGGGAAACCGACCGGAACCUUCCUGAUACGGUCCCGCAACGGAGGCCAGUAUGCGCUGUCGAUCACCUGCAACGAAACGGUCAACCACUGUAUUGUGCACCAAACGGAGCGCGGUUUCGGGUUCGCCGAACCGUAUAACAUUUACGAUUCGCUGAAAUCGUUGGUGCUGCACUACGCCAAUAACUCACUGGAAGAACACAAUGACACGCUGCAGACGACCCUCAAGUAUCCGGCGUUCCACGUGAAGCAGCAAUCCAACUAGAGUGAAAUUCUUCCAGUUCCAGAAAACUUCUUUUUUUUCUCUUUGCUUCUAUGUCUUCUAGAAGGUUAGGUUCGUUAAUUCAUCUCGAAUGAAUUGUUUGCUUAUAAUUAGUAAGGAAAAACUCAAUUAUUUUCUUAAAAUUAGUAAGAAAAGCAUAUAAUAUUGGGAGGCAAUAAAUUUGCACUUGCGCACAGCGUGCGACUAUCACUUCACCCACGUGAUCUAGAUUUGGCUGAAUUGUACACAUUCAAAAACAAAAACUAUACUCUCGGUACGGUACUGUGCAUUUGAUUGGUUUAUUUAUUUAUUAAAAUAUAUAUAGCUAGGAAUGUUUGAAAUAUAAUUGUCGAGGAAUCGGCUAGCAUUUGACAAGAGAAAACGCGGGUGCGCUUUUACGUUAAUAUUUAGUAUGGUACAGUUUUAUUUUUCGGUCAACACCCGGUUACCAUUCGGUUUCAAUCUUUACUGUUUCCUACGCAGUACUGCAAAUUGGUUAAAAAAAUUUUCUUAGCAGAAAAUUUAAAUUGGAUCAAUUUAUGAGUGAACUUAAUAUUCAUUUCCAUAACAUUAUUUUUUUGACUCCUAACAGGUCAUGUUCAAGUCUGAAAUAGCAGUAAAUGCUAUGAUGGCAGAUAACAACCUACAAAGAAUUGUAGUUUGACGUAAAAUGAUCAUUUUGCUACCCUAGCUAUUUUUUUAAUUGGUUUGUUUUUGCUUUUUCGAAAGAGCCAGAAGACUAAAAACGAUAGAGAACCUGUAGAAGGCUUGGCAUUAAUAUCAGCAUGGGUGUCUCCUAGGACGGGAGGCACUUGCUCAGAAUAGUUGUACAAUUAUAGAAGACAGAGAAUAAAACCAGAAGUAACUGAAGACAAAUAAGGUUGGGGGAAAUGAGGGACAGCGAGUACGAGAACAAGACGUCGGCAGUAAGUAGGAGCAUGCAGUGAAUAAGUCAGCAAGAUCUUUUGUUUUAUUGUGUAAACGUUUAAAUAUAUAUUAUCUAUUUGUUUAUAAGGCGAUCGAUUGUUGUUAUAAGAUCGCAGUGAGAUGUGAGAGAUUUUUUUUUUGUAUAAUUAUGUCUAAUCAUUAAGAUUUUUUUCUGAUCGGGUCCUAUCGGUACCGCGUGGCGGUACAUCGGUCACGAGAUAGUAGAGGUUACGCGUUAUUGUGCGUGACUCAUGGCGAUAUACACAUACAACCCAUAGCAGUUAUAUGAAUUGAUUUAAUCAUUUUAAAUUGUGUUAAUAAUUGUAACAAAACUGCGGAGGAAGAAACAAAAAGAAAUUAAUUAAGUAGCGAACCUGUGACAAUGAAACAUUGUAAAAUCAAAACACAAACCUAUGUGGAAAGAGAAGAAAACAAAUUUAAUAUAUUUCUGGAAAAGCGAAUGUGAAACAAAGUAAUUUAGUAAUCAAAACAAGCGGAGAGUUUUUAAUUUUAAAAAAACUACUUAUAACAAUACAAGUAUAAAGUAUAUAUUAAAAGCAUAGAGAGGUAAAGUGAACGAAACAGAAACUUCAAAUUUGUAACGUAUAAGUUAUUAGGAAUGUAACAAAUUGGAAAAUGUUAUGACAACACAGAAAUAUUUGUAUGGCAAAUUCAGCUUAAAACAACAAUUUGUGAGAAUAGGUGCACCGGAACGGGGACGUCUUCUGUGACUCCCCCAGUGAACAAAAAAAAAAAACAUACAAGCAAACUCAGAUCCAAAGUGUGUGUAUUGAAUUGAUGAAAUACAGAAUUGGCAAACGAAACGAAGAAUCAUUUUACCAAUCAACUCUGUUUAGACAGCGAGAUAGUGAACAAGGGAAAAUCGCGACCGCGCAAUCCAGAACGCGCUAGGUUCGGUUGAUGUUUUUCACUGUUGUAGCAACGUUAAAUUAAAAUCUCGCUUUUUGAUAAAUGCUAAACCAGUAAAUAUAUAAACCAUCGUGGUCCAUGAAAUUAGAAAACAAAUUUGAAAAAAUAAAAAUGCAACUACAUGUCUCUAAAUAAUUAAAACAAAGUUUUUUUUUGAUAAAACAUGAAACAACCCAGUUUGUAGUGCAUGUAGUAUAUUAACAUUUGUCAGUGGAAGGACAAAUAUAUCUAAAAAAGGACAGAAAUUGGAUACAUCGAUCCAACGGAUGAGCAGAUUAACGCGAAGAAAUUUUUACUAAAAGCAAUGUCAGUUAAACCAGAAUUCCCACCUGAACGAAUGAGGAAACAAACAUGAAAAUAGUCAUCAUUAUAAAAACUGUAACUGAAACCACAUAACGCAAAGUCUUUGCAACCGAUAUAAACCAGUAAAAGUUAAAGUCCUGAAUAGAAACUAUUUUUUUCACUAAAGAACAACAUUCAUACUCAUACAGAAACUACACACACAGACACACACACACUUACACAGCAGUUGCCUCUGUCCUCCACCUUAUGUAUGUGGUAGAAAGAGCGAAAGAAAAAGAAAACAAGAGAGCGCUACGGUAAAGAUAAACCAGCAACACAUGUGAAACAUGUACAAAUUAAUAUUAAAAACCAAUUUAACUCUUAAAACUAACAGCAACUUAACCAUAAAAAAAUCAACCAACACACGACAAAAACACACAUACUCACUCAAACAUAUUGCGAGUGCGAAAACGUAUAAACCAAGUCCCCAUCAUCCCACACUCCAUCCUGCGCCCCCAAUUCCUCUCAAGAGUCACCCAUGCCAGAUACGCGACGUUAACGAACGAAAACAAAUGCUUUAGAAAUGAUCACAGAAAGAUGUGAUCAAUAUCACGGUUGAAUCUAUUCGUCUAGUUAUAGAUACACAAGAACCGCAAGCCUAUGGUUUCUCAGUUAGCGCGUCAUUUGGUCAGAGAUAUUGAGAGUAUUUAUAUACUAUCCUGGCAUUAGAACGUUCGCCAGGUGGGAUGUAGAAUCCUUCCAAAAAACGCUCGUAUCGCUUGGGUAUAGGUUUCUCUUUCACCCUUCCCUUGGAACCAAUCAACAAAAGUGAAAAAAAAAAACAAAACAUACAAAUAUAUGAUAAAAUAAUUAGUAAUUAUAUAAUACAACAAAAAACAAAAAGCUAGAGCUGUGGUCGUCGUUUUUACUAGCAUUUUUCAAAUUGACAAACAACAAAUAAUAAGAAACGAAAUAAAAAAGAGAAUGUGAUGAAUUUCGAACGGUGAUAUUGAUAUGCGAAGUUUGCGUGAGGCAAGAUAAGCAAAGAUAAAGAGUGAAAAGGUUGGGACACUCAAGUUGUCGACCGCACGCACUGAACGUAGACGUAACCGUGCAAUAGGACCGCCUCCACGGAACGGAUACGCCUAGUUGUGCGGAACGGCCGACCGACCGAUAGAUGACAAAAGAAAUGUAAUAACGUGAAUGAAAAAUAGGAUCUAUUACAAUUACAAAACAAAACAAGCAGUGUUAGGAUAGAUAGGUGUUAGGAAAACGAAAUAAAGUCAUCUCUUCUAAUCGAAACUCGUUUUUUUUAAUUCUAUAUGAGGUCUCAGCUCGUUUGUCAUUACAAAGGGAGCAUAGAAAACAAAAACAGAACACUUUCAUUCACUCACAUUCACCAGGCGAAAAUAGAUAGUAUGAAGCAGAGCAUACAUACACACAAAUAAAUAUGUGAAAUAACAAUAUUACCUCUGUUGUUAUAGAAUUGAUGGAAAAUCCAAUUGUAAGCAUAUUCUUAACCAGUGGUGAAAAAAAAAGUAAUACAGCAGUAUGUUUCCAAUUUUGUUCUAUUCUCUACCAUCCUUUUAACGGCCAGCCAAGAACGAAUCCCCGAUAAACCGACAGACAGUUGUAGUAGUGAUGAACUAUUUGCCAUAUAAGAGUUUAAAUCGCCUGAAAGCGAAAAAUUCACGAAUGAGCAGGUCAUUUCCUCUAAUUUAGUUUGGUUUUCUUCGUUUGAGAAAAGUCUAGAGAAAUACUCCUACCACUAUUACACCAAUACAAUAUAAAUCAUCGAAAGAAAUACAAAAAACAAAGGUGAAAAAAUAUCCGCAAAACACAAUCAAAAUCGAACGAAAUAAAUAGGUACAUUCAUACACCACACACAAACAACCAAACACAUUUACACACCACGGAACGAUAGAGAAUGAUCAAUAGAAAAGCUAACUAAAGUUGGGUUGCCAUUCGCAGGAAGAAAAACAGUAAACGAAAAUCACAGUCUAAAACUAGAACGGAGGAUAUGAUUAAAAACGAACGGACAGAGAACAAGAGAAAAACAUUAAAACGUGAGAAGAAGAAACAAAACAUACAAAAUAAAGUUAUAUGUGAUUGAAUGUAAAUACAUUUGUAUAAUAAAAAAAGCAAGAAAAAUUA